GUCAACCUCAUUAGUCAGCCCACCCAGUGUCAGUACAGCAGCAAGAUGUAUGUCACGUUUUCUGAUCGUGAGGAAACCGACUAACUGUGGCAUUUUCAUACAUUAACAAAGCCUCCAUCUAUGUGACGCCAACCUAGGCUGUGAAGUGAAACCAAAGAGUAAAUGCCCUGGAAAUAAAUAUUAGACUACCAGAAGACGAAUACUAUGGAGGACUCGGGUCGUGGAGCCAGUUACACUGUGCCCUGUGAUGACUAUGUUCAUGUUGUGGAGUUCAGCCCCUUUGAUAGUGGCUCUGCUGCGUCUCUUCUGGCCUAUGGGGGAAACCAGUAUGUGGUUGUAGGCAGUUGCCGCUUCCAGGAGGAGGAUGUGGAGGUUGAGGGGGUUGAAUUCACCAAACUGCGGGUAUUCCAUCAUGCGCUACGUGUGGAUUGCCUUGCAUGGAGCCCCGAGUCUCGGCUGGACAGGCUGCCCCAACUCAUUAGAUUCUGCACGGCGGCAGCAGACCGAAAUCUGAGGCUGUUGACUUCUGAUCUUCAGAAUAAACAUGAAGUGAAGGUGAUGGAAGGCCACAGCAACUACAUUAACCAGAUAGUGUUCGAACCCACGGAGGGGAAACAAAUCGCUUCAGUCAGUGACGACCACACAUGCAGGGUGUGGGACUUGGAGGGCAACGAGACCACUACAUUCAGACUACGCUCCCCUGGCGUCAGUGUGUGCUGGCAUCCAGAAGACAUCUUCAAGCUGAUGGUGGCUGAGAAGAAGGGGACGAUCCGCUUCUAUGACCUGGUUACCCAGCAGGCUAUUCUGUCUUUGGAAUGUGGGCAUUCGCCCCUCAUGUCUGCCGACUGGUGCCUGACCAACACCAUCAAAGUAGGCGCGGUGACGGGCAGUGACUGGGUCAUCUGGGAUAUUACCCGCUCCAGCUACCCGCAAGAGAAGAGGCCAGCCCACGUAGAACGAGCAGGACAUUUCAGGUGGUCUCGGGCCAAUGAGAAUCUGUUCUCCACAACGGGAUGUCCAGGCAAGAUCAACAGUCAGUUGCUCGUGCAUCACCUUGGUCACCCGCAGCCCGUGAUGAUUGGAUCAGCCGUGGUGGGGGCGGGUCUUAGCUGGCACCGGUCUCUCCCACUCUGUGUUAUUGGUGGUGACCGAAAGCUCUUGUUUUGGAUGACAGAAAUGUAAUGUAGGCCCUCCUUAUGGAGAGAUGGUAGUCAAAACAACUUCACUCAGAACUGUUUGACUGGAGGUGUGGUCCCAUAUAUCUAUUUUCAUAAUUUUUCAAUAAACUGUUGCAUUUCA
This is a messenger RNA of Esox lucius (northern pike), 1299 nucleotides long. RefSeq names its product nucleoporin 37 (gene nup37). The record is from RefSeq and is a predicted model, not a curated record. The transcript has 10 exons. Lineage: Eukaryota; Metazoa; Chordata; Actinopteri; Esociformes; Esocidae. Gene Ontology annotation, cellular component: nuclear pore outer ring. The coding region runs from base 205 to 1182 and encodes 325 amino acids. Gene Ontology annotation, molecular function: protein binding.